Xyrauchen texanus (razorback sucker) is the source of this 3748-nucleotide messenger RNA. Its product is annotated as potassium voltage-gated channel subfamily D member 3-like. Gene Ontology annotation, biological process: protein homooligomerization; potassium ion export across plasma membrane. The coding region runs from base 191 to 2140 and encodes 649 amino acids. Gene Ontology annotation, cellular component: voltage-gated potassium channel complex; membrane; neuronal cell body. The transcript is spliced from 8 exons. The record is from RefSeq and is a predicted model, not a curated record. Gene Ontology annotation, molecular function: protein binding; A-type (transient outward) potassium channel activity. NCBI's taxonomy places the organism in Eukaryota, Metazoa, Chordata, Actinopteri, Cypriniformes, Catostomidae.
UUUGUCAAUCUUUUCUCAUUAAUGUGCGGAUUUUCGGUGCGCACUUUCGAAGUAUUAUCAGGGGGAUAUGUCGUAAAUUUAGCUGAAUGAAUGAAAAAUUCAAAUAUUUUUCAUGGAUGGGGUCUAAUCUAAUGUCAAGCUGGUUGUGAAGGUGUUCGAUUUGGUCCUCUCGACCUCAGACGGAGUCCCCAUGGCUGCUGGAGUGGCGGCCUGGCUCCCCUUUGCUCGGGCAGCGGCUAUAGGAUGGAUGCCUGUGGCCAACUUACCCAUGCCUGUUGCACCAACAAAUAAGAACAAGCGACAGGAUGAGCUCAUUAUCCUCAAUGUCAGUGGCCGACGCUUCCAGACCUGGCGGAACACUCUAGAUCGUUACCCUGAUACACUCCUGGGGAGCUCAGAAAAAGAGUUCUUCUUCAAUGAGGAGACCAGGGAGUAUUUCUUUGACCGAGAUCCGGAUGUAUUUAGAAGUAUUCUUAACUUUUACCGCACAGGGAAGUUGCACUACCCACGCUAUGAGUGCAUCUCUGCCUAUGAUGAGGAGCUGUCAUUCUUCGGAAUCAUUCCUGAGAUCAUCAGUGACUGCUGCUAUGAAGAGUAUAAGGACCGCAAGAGAGAGAACAUUGAACGUCUUAUGGAUGACCUUGAGGACAACAAAGACAGCAAACUCCCCAACAUGACAUUCCGCGAGACCAUGUGGAGGGCCUUUGAGAACCCACACACUAGCACCAUGGCGUUGGUUUUCUACUAUGUAACUGGCUUCUUCAUUGCCAUAUCUGUCAUCACUAAUGUGGUUGAGACAGUUCCGUGUGGUUUGAUGAUGAAUCAAAGGGACAUUCCUUGCGGGGAACGCUACACAGAGUCAUUUUUCUGUAUGGACACAGCGUGCGUUAUGAUCUUUACGGUGGAGUAUCUGAUGCGACUGUUUGCGGCACCCAGCAGGUACCGUUUCAUGCGUAGCGUGAUGAGCAUUAUCGAUGUGGUGGCAAUCCUGCCGUAUUACAUCGGACUCUUCAUGACCAACAACGAGGAUGUGAGUGGAGCCUUCGUCACACUACGAGUGUUCCGCGUCUUCCGGAUCUUUAAAUUCUCUCGCCACUCUCAGGGUCUCCGAAUCCUUGGCUACACGCUGAAGAGCUGUGCGUCCGAACUUGGCUUCCUUCUCUUCUCCCUCUCCAUGGCCAUCAUCAUCUUUGCCACCGUGAUGUUUUACGCUGAGAAAGGCUCCACAUCCAGCAAGUUCACAAGCAUCCCAGCCUCCUUCUGGUACACCAUUGUAACCAUGACAACUCUGGGGUAUGGAGAUAUGGUCCCUAAGACUAUAGCAGGGAAGGUCUUUGGCUCCAUCUGUUCUCUAAGUGGGGUGCUGGUCAUUGCUCUGCCAGUUCCUGUUAUUGUUUCCAACUUCAGCCGCAUUUACCAUCAAAACCAGAGAGCUGACAAGCGUCGGGCUCAGAAAGUUCAGAAAGCCCGACUGGCCCGAAUGAGAAUUUCCAAGAGUGGCAGCUCUACCGCCUUCCUGCAUAGCAAACGAAAUGGACUCAACCAAUCACUGGAGCUAACGCAGCUCCCCUAUUACAAGAUGAAACUUUCACCACAGGGCUCCAUAGAGGAAGACCAGCAAAUGAAAAAGACCACGUCUUUUCUGGAAAGUCAACACCACCAUCUUCUUCACUGCCUAGAGAAGACCACGAAUCAUGAGUUUGUGGAUGAGCGGCUGUACGAACAGGGGUAUCUUCAGACAACACACCAGAACUUCCCAUCGAGAAGUCCGUCUCUGUCCAGUGAGGAGGGCAUCACAGGCACCUGUUGCUCUCGGAGAGUCAAGAAAAACAUCCAGCCUCUCAAUGCCACACACUCACAUUCACACACACACAACCUACAGGAGCUCAGCGCCUUACACAUCCAAUGUGGGGAACAGCAGCCGCUAAACACCAGUCGUUCCAGUCUCAAUCUGAUAUCGGAUGAAUCGGGGAGCCUGAACUGCAAGAGCAGUGGACUGGUUACCACGGCAAUCAUCAGUAUCCCCACCCCUCCCUCAAACAACUCUAGAGCCAGCCUUGAUGUCCCACCCUCUCCACACCCUGAAGCUCCGCCUCUUCUGAACCCCUGCACUGACGUGGUGAAAAUCUCUUCGCUGUAAGGGACAGAACUCAGGAAGAGAAACUGAUGAGUAGACUGCCCCCUAGUGGGAGAUAUAGUGCACUGUCUCAGACUCCCAAAGACACAAAAAAAGAGGAAGAUGAAAAAGGAUGUGUGUGUGUAAAGCGAGAAAGCAGGACAACCACAAGUAUUCGAUCGCUCUCCUUCAGGACUGAUGCAAUGAGAGUGUCACUGUGCAUACAAUUUUUUUUUUUUAAACUACUUGAUGAGAAAGAUGAAUAUUUUGACUAGAGAAGAAGGUACAAGAGGUCUUGUCAAAGCUUUUUUUUCAUCCUCUCAAAAAGCCUCUGCUCUCUUUAUCCUAAUAAUGUUUUUGUUUUUUUUAUCUAGCAUCAUUCCAAUAGUAUAAAAGAAAAUCAUAAUUAGAGUCUAAAGAUAACUAUAUGAGUGUGUAUUAGAAUAUAAGUUAUUCUUUUUGGAAUAUGUGUGAAUUUGUGGGUUAGAUUAAGUUAGAACGCGCGCAUGUGUGUGUGUGUGUGUGUGUGUGUGUGUGUGUGUGUGUGUGUGUGUGUGUGUGUUACAGAUUAUCCCUCAAACUCUCAGCCUCUCACACAGUUCGUGCCUCUCAGGGGGAGGAGAGUUUCCUUCUAAGCGACUAUCUCUCCUUGAUUCCAAAACAUUGAGCUGAAUUUGUAACGUCAUUUGUGACCAAUCAAACAGUCCUAUGUAAUAUAGAACCAAAAGAAACAAGAGAGAAAGAAACAUAGAAGUGUUUUAAAAAACUCUGUGACUACAAGCACAAGAUAAAAGGUGAUAUUUUGUGAUUACAAUGUGUAUCAAGCCUUGGUUUAACUGUGAAUAUUGUUGAUAGAAUAUUUUGUAAUAUUUAGCCAUUGUUUGGCAAAACCAGAGCAGCUGCCUUCCCCGCCCCUUUAUGUAUGCCCCGUCCCUUUCCUCUGUCCACUGCUGGCCUGCUUUCUGUAGUUGUUCUGAUCUAAGUGUUAUCGUCAUUAUCGCUCAAUGGGUAUUAUAAAAAACGUGUCUAGUUUUCGUAAACUCUACAUGGGUAGGAAACUUUUGGUGUUUGUGUCUUUUCAUUAACGGUGAAUGUUUUUAAUUCUUGAUUUUCAGUUAUUUGUUGAUGUUAGAAGAGAAACCAACAACUGUACGAACCAAUCAGAGCUAUUCUACAUUUCUCUCCCUGUAAAUUUCCUCCUUUUUCUGUCUUUGUCCUUUAAUGUCAGCCAUGUUCAGGAGAAUGGCAUUGCAAACAAGAGAGUUCAAAUUUGUAAUCGAAAAUUGUCCAGGUUUAGUCUGCGUCAUGUUGUCCAAUUAAAGGAACACCAUUUCAAUACAAGUUAAGCUCAAUCAACAGCAGUUGUGGCAUAAAAUUUAUUUUGACUUGUCCCUCUUUUUCAUUAAAAAAAGCAAAAAUCGAUGUUCCAGUGAUGCACUUACAAUGGAAGUGAAUGAGGCUAAUCCAUAAAUGUUAAAAUACCCACUGUUUCAAAAGUAUAGACGAAAGCAACAAGACGAAAACAAAAUGUGUAUUAACAUGAUUGUAGUGUGAUAAAAUCACUUACUAACCUUUUCUGUGUAAAGUUAUAGCCAAUUUUACAACUUUGUUGCCAUGACGAUGUAGUCAACA